AUGUGCUUGUAAGCGUACGCUGCUCAGCUGAGCAGCAUGCUCUUACAACACACAACAUAUCACAAGGCUAGACUCAGACCACUGCAUAUUUAGAUCUCACUUGGGGAUUUACCUCGAAGUCACUCCCAGGCAUCUGAUAGGGCUGCACACCGAUGUAUAUAAAAUGAACAACUACAAAAAUUACUAAAUCGCACCUGUACGGUCAUCCAGAUUACUGUAGAUACUAGUAUCACAACCUCACAUAAUUUAAAUUAUUUCACAAUUGUGGUAGUUUAAACUAUCGGAAGCUUUUAAGAUAAUGUUACGUAUGACUGAUAACCAGCUACUGUUCUAACUAACAAUGAAGUUUAUUUUUUCCAGGUUCUAACAUUCGUAUAACAGAAGGGAGCUUAAAAUGUUCUUCCUGUAUUCCGGGUCAAAAAUUUUGGGAGCACAGGCAAUUACUAAGAAUAUACGUAAAUUCUUGGGUACUGCAGUUGAGCCUAUUUUGAAGCCAGAAAUAAAGCGAAGCUCGAUUUUCAUCAACAAUGAGUGGGUAGAGUCAUCUAGUGGAAAAACUUUCAACACUAUAAAUCCAGGAACUGGUAAAGUAAUAUGUCAAGUUUCGGAAGGUGAUAAGGUUGACAUAGAUAAAGCAGUUAAAGCAGCUCGUAAAGCCUUCGAAUUUGGUUCCGAGUGGCGUACCAUGGAUGCAUCACAUCGUGGUGUAUUACUUCACAAACUGGCUGAUCUUAUUGAACGUGACAGAGUUUAUUUGGCUUCUUUGGAAACACUGGAUAAUGGGAAACCAUUUGCUGAUUCAUAUAAUAUUGAUCUAGAUUUAGUGAUCAAAUGCUACAGGUAUUAUGCUGGCUGGGCAGACAAAUAUCAUGGGAAAACUAUACCUGUCAAUGGAAACUAUAUGUGUUUCACUCUUCAUGAACCAGUUGGUGUUUGUGGACAAAUUAUACCGUGGAAUUUUCCACUUCUUAUGCAGGCAUGGAAGCUCGGUCCAGCAUUAGCAAUGGGAAAUACAGUGGUAAUGAAGACAGCAGAACAAACCCCGUUGUCUGCAAAUUGGGUAGCUGAAUUAAUCAAAGAAGCCGGAUUCCCACCUGGUGUAGUGAACAUUGUUCCAGGAUUUGGUGAAACUGCUGGUAAUGCCCUAGUCGUUCAUCCUGAUGUUGAUAAAAUUGCGUUUACUGGUUCAACAGCUGUAGGACAAUUGAUUGGUCAGAAUGCUUAUAAACAUGGUGUGAAACGAAUUACUUUAGAACUUGGCGGAAAGAGUCCAUUAAUUAUUUUCAGUGAUGGUGAUUUUGAUCGAGCCAUAGCUACGUCACAUUUUGGUUUAUUUUUCAAUCAAGGCCAAUGUUGUUGUGCAAGUUCACGUAUAUUUGUCGAAGAAUCAGUUUAUGAUAAAUUUGUUGAAUAUAGUAGUGAAGAGGCUAAAAAGCGUGUAGUUGGUAAUCCUUUUGAUUUAAACACAACACAAGGUCCACAAGUUGAUGAACACCAAUAUCAAACAGUUAUGUCAUACAUUGAAUCUGGUAUAAAGGAAGGUGCCAAAUUAUGUGCCGGUGGCAAACGGUUUGAAUCAGAUGGUUACUUCAUUCGUCCUACAGUUUUUGCUGAUGUUCAAGAUGAGAUGCGCAUUGCUCGUGAGGAAAUAUUUGGACCUGUAAUGCAAAUUAUGAAAUUUCGAUCAUUAGAUGAAUUGAUACAUAGAGCAAAUCAUACACAAUAUGGUCUUGCAGCUGGUAUAUUCACUAAUAAUUUAGAAAAAGCUAUGCAUGUUAUGCAACAUUUACAAGCUGGCACUGUUUGGAUCAAUUGUUAUGAUGUUUUCGAUGCUGCCGCACCUUUUGGAGGUUAUAAGUUUUCUGGAGUUGGUCGAGAACUAGGUGAAUAUGGUUUACGAAAUUAUACAGAAGUCAAAACUGUAACUACGCGGAUACUUCAAAAGAAUUCAUAAACACAGAUAACUAUUGGUUAUUUAUUUUUGUUAUUCGUUAUAAAAUUUCUUAUUUGAAAUUGGUAAUCAAUUUGAACUUUUAACUCAUGAAGGUAUGAUUGAAAUUUUGUGAUAAAAUCGUGUUUGAUUUUAAAUACAUUUUUUCUAAUU
Molecule: messenger RNA, 2104 nt
Organism: Schistosoma guineensis
Lineage: Eukaryota; Metazoa; Platyhelminthes; Trematoda; Strigeidida; Schistosomatidae
Source: the annotation of a GenBank genome assembly